UAUGCUGAUGAAGCGUCAAAAGAAGAGAUCGCCUAGCAGAUGACAUCCCACCAGGGCCCCUGUGGGCCUAAUAAGAACAUGAGGGAACUCAUACUAGACCUCUCUAAGCUGGAGGUUGCAGUGAGGAGACUAGAUCCGGAUUUUAAAAGACUGGAGUGUGAUAUUUUUGUUAAUGUCUGUUAAUUUAAUGUUUAAUAUUUUAAUGUAUGUAUCCUAAAAUACACCAAUCCUUAGGUGGUAGGAGAGUGACCACCAACAAUUGCAUUCCCAAAGAGGGUUGACGUCAGGCAGGCGGCCGGUCGUAAAAACACAAUGCCAAAUCAUAUAGCAAUAUGUCGAAUGUUGAAGAGAUGAGCGAUAGGGCUAGGGCGUACCCCUCAGGCGACGCGCAGGGGCAGCACCCGGCCCCUGUGGGAAGUGGACAAGGGUUUUUGCACCAACCUGGGCGGGUGCAAUGUAAGAAGCGAGUCCGGGAAGUAAGAUUGAGGUAUGCAAGUUGGAAUGUAGGAACGAUGACUGGAAGAGCCAGAGAGUUAGCGGAUGUAUUAAAGAGAAGACGAAUAAAUGUGGCAUGUUUGCAAGAGACUAAAUGGAAGGGCACGAAAGCUAGAGAAAUUGGGGAAGGAUACAAGUUUUAUUAUUGUGGAAGUGAUGGGAAAAGGAAUGGGGUAGGCAUUGUGUUAGAUAAGAACUUGAAAGAAAGUGUGAUAGAUGUAAAGAGAGUGAAUGAUAGAAUAAUAGUUGUUAAAAUAAUGUAUGAAAGUUUGAUAAUAAAUGUUAUAAGUGUGUAUGCUCCUCAAGUCGGUUGUGAUGACAGGGUGAAAGAACAAUUUUGGACGGAUUUCGAUGCAGUAAUGAUGAAUGUGCCGACGAAUGAACAGGUAUUUGUGGGAGGAGACUUUAAUGGCCAUGUUGGCAGAAUGAGAGGGAAUUAUGAAAGAGUGCAUGGAGGGUGGGGGUUCGGUUGCCAGAACGACGAGGGUGAAGCCCUGCUACAGGCUGCUACUGCGUUUGACCUAGCAGUGGUAAAUACGUGGUUUCAAAAGAACACCGAACAUCUAAUCACCUAUAAAAGCGGUCACCACGUGACACAAAUAGAUUACUUUUUGGUCAGACGCAGUAGUUUAAAGAACAUCAAAGACUGCAAGGUGAUACCAGGCGAAGCUGUAGUCUCGCAGCACCGACCCCUAAUUAUGGAUGUGAUUUUAACUUCCCGGCCAAAAGCCAAAGAGAGACGGCCCCCCAAAAUCAAAUGGCAUCUGUUGGGGAAGGCUGAGUUGGCCCGGGAAUUUAGAAAAGUAGUGGUUGAUAAGAUGAUUGAAAUGGGAGAAAUGAAUGAAAAGAAUGUGAAUGAAUGCUGGAGUGGAAUGGCGACGUGUAUAAGGAAAGCGGCAAGAAGCAUUCUAGGAGAAUCAAAAGGGAAUGGAGUGAUAGAGAAUUUAGAUCUAGUCGACUUGUACUUGGAGUCUGUGCAGGCUAAUUUGAUGUGGCUCGACACCAGCUUAAUGAAUGGCUGGCCUACUUCCGACCAGUCAGGAUCGUGCGUCACUUUUAUUUCCGAUGUCAAUUCAUUCGACGGAGCUAUCGGGAGUAUGCAGGGUGAUAAUUCGCUUACGUGA
Messenger RNA from Helicoverpa zea (corn earworm), 1619 nucleotides. RefSeq names its product craniofacial development protein 2-like. Lineage: Eukaryota; Metazoa; Arthropoda; Insecta; Lepidoptera; Noctuidae. The record is from RefSeq and is a predicted model, not a curated record. Gene Ontology annotation, molecular function: catalytic activity. The transcript has 2 exons. Gene Ontology annotation, cellular component: nucleus. The coding region runs from base 333 to 1619 and encodes 428 amino acids. Gene Ontology annotation, biological process: chromatin remodeling.